This is a messenger RNA of Culex quinquefasciatus (southern house mosquito), 1479 nucleotides long. Its product is annotated as 5,10-methylenetetrahydrofolate reductase. Bases 255 to 1214 code for a protein of 319 amino acids. The record is from RefSeq and is a predicted model, not a curated record. Gene Ontology annotation, molecular function: methylenetetrahydrofolate reductase [NAD(P)H] activity; FAD binding. Gene Ontology annotation, biological process: tetrahydrofolate interconversion. Gene Ontology annotation, cellular component: cytosol. Lineage: Eukaryota; Metazoa; Arthropoda; Insecta; Diptera; Culicidae. The transcript is spliced from 2 exons.
UCUCUGUCUCGUUGGUCGGACGGUCGUCAUUCGUUAGUAUACUCUCGCGAGGUUCGGUUUCGUUUGGUAGACUCUCUUUCGCUCGAAACUUGUCAGCUGACGUCUUGGUGUGGUGGUUGUCGUCGUCGCGGGACCUGCUCCGAACUGCCAGAGGGACACGCGUGACCGUAGAGAAGAGAACCGAAAAACGCCUUCGCGGUCUAAAUUUAUCUUCCCCUUCUCGUGAAAAGCGGAGGCCACCGCCAACAUCGCCCAUGCAUCGCCAAACAGUCGAAUCGGAUCCCAAUGGCGAGGAGGACAAAAGUACGAUCUUAGCAGCAGCAGCAGUGACAGCAGAAGUGAUGCACAGCCACGAGAACAGUCGGAACCUGAAGCAGGUCAUCCAGCGAUGGACAACGUCCGAACGGUUGUGCUACUCGAUCGAGUUGAUUCCGCGCGAGGACUUCCACCUCGACCUCGGUCGACUGGCGCCUGUUUUUUGCUCGCUGCCCUGGAUCUCCGACAAUAAUCUGCAGUACCAGCGCUUCGCUGACACACCGAUGCUCAAGAUGACCGCCAAAAUAGUGCCUCACUGUUCCGCGGUUCCUCAUCUGUCCUGUUACAACAUCACCGAGACGCAGGUGGACAAGUUCGUCGACAUGGGCAACUGGAACCUGUUCGUGAUCCGCGGCGACACCGUCAGCGAGGGUCAACGAUUCCAGCACUCGUGCGACCUGGUCGAGUACCUGCGGGCGAAAAAUAAUCCCGACCUGACCAUCGGCGUCGGAGGCUACCCGUACGGCCAUCCGGAGUCACCGUCCGUGGACUAUGACGUCAAAUAUCUGAAGCAAAAGGUUGACCUCGGCGUCGACUUCAUCGUGACACAAACGCUGUACGACGCCGCCUCCUUCCUAGCGUACGUGGACGAGUGCCGCCGGGCGGGCAUCACCGUGCCGAUCGUGCCCGGGCUAUUUCUGCCCGGCAGUCCCGACCAGCUGGAAACUGUGCUGGCCCUGACGCGGGUCAACCCUCCGGCCGGGGUGCGCGAGCUGCUCCAGUCGCACGCCCACGACGAACCGGACCAGUUCGAAGCGUUCGUGGUGAAGCACUUUGCCGAGCUGAUCCGGACGCUGCGGCGGGAACGACCCGACGAGGUUCGGCUGGUGCACUUUUUCACCUUCAACCGGUUGGAUUUGCUCAAAAAAGUGCUGGACGCCAUUGCGGACUUGUUGUAGGGUGCGGGCGGUGGGGACGCGAGAUUCCAAAGAUCGCAGUGCAGUACCAGAAUGCGAAUGUAAAGGAUCGUUCGGUAGUUUUAGUGGCAGUCCAAAACAUCGGCGCACAUCCGUUGACAUACUGUUUCUGUUUUUAUUUAGAGAAGUGUUACAACAACUCAGUGUUUGUUUUUUUUUCAGUUUAGAUCGUUGCAUAUAGGAUGAAACAAUUUAUAUCAUCUUUCCAAACAAUUUCACAUGAAUAGCCAAUAAAGUUUUAAAACUA